Exophiala dermatitidis NIH/UT8656 is the source of this 1875-nucleotide messenger RNA. RefSeq lists its product as uncharacterized. Gene Ontology annotation, molecular function: NAD+ binding. NCBI's taxonomy places the organism in Eukaryota, Fungi, Ascomycota, Eurotiomycetes, Chaetothyriales, Herpotrichiellaceae. The record is from RefSeq and is a predicted model, not a curated record. The transcript has 2 exons. Bases 1 to 1875 code for a protein of 624 amino acids.
AUGGGCUUACAAGAGGUUAGGUCUGGAGAUGACCGGCAGCUACAAGAGAUCGCAGAUGUCCUGGCUGGGUCACACAAGAUCCUGCUCAUCACGGGUGCUGGCAUCAGCACAAGCUGUGGCAUCCCGGACUUUCGCUCAAAGGAUGGACUGUACAACAUGAUCCCAGACCAGAAUGUAUUGCCCUCUCCUCCGCCAUCAGAGCCGUCGACACCAUCUCUGAAACGCGUCAUGUCUUUCAGCGACGAGAGCUUGGCAUCAUCACAGUCUUCAACCAGCUCAGCGAACAGUCGUCGAUCGUCAGCAAGCCCAUCUUCCAAACUCAGAGGCCAAGACUUGUUUGACUCACGUGUGUUCCAAAAUGCCGCGUCGACAACAAUGUUCUACCAGUUUAUUGCGUCACUGCGACAGACUAUAAGAGAUGAAGUGCGCUCGACCAGCUCCGUCCACAAGUUUGUCAGGGUUCUUCGCGAUGGCGGCCGUUUGAUGAGAUGCUACACACAGAACAUUGAUGGACUCGAGUGCAGGGAAGGGUUGGUUACCGAUCUUGCGCGUGGGAAAGGGAAUAAGCGUCGCUUCAUGAAAAAACAUUUCGAGGCGCCUCGACCCGCCCACACCCCAGGCACCGACUUCGAUGGCGGGUGUGAGGUGGUGCAGUUGCAUGGAGACUUGGCAAAUCUGCGCUGCACAAUGUGUGCGACACAAUUCGAGUGGACAGAUGAAGAGACCGACAUCUACCUUCAAGGAGCCGCACCAGGCUGUCCGAAGUGCAAAGCCAAAAGUGAGCAGAGAAGGGCGAGCGGGAAGCGUGGAUUGGCGACGGGAGCUCUUCGUCCCAACAUUGUUCUGUAUGGUGAAGAUCAUCCUUCCAAUACGCUGCUUACCCCUCUCAUCCCUUUCGAUGCCGGCUGUCAACCAGAAGUCAUGGUCAUCAUGGGGACGUCUCUGAAAGUCUUUGGUCUGCAGAAAAUUGUGCGGGAAUUUGCCAAAGCUGUUCAUGCGCGCAAGAAUGGCAAAGGCAAGGUCAUAUUCGUCAACCGAACACGACCGGCCGAGAGCGUGUGGGAUGGUAUUAUUGACAGUUUUGUUGCCAUGGAUUGCGAUGAUUGGGUGGAUGACCUCAAAACCAGGCGGUCGGACUUGUGGCUCCGGCAAGGCGACAUCGGUUUGACGGUCACCAAGUCCACGCAGCCGUCCAAGCGAAAACGGAAGUCCGCUGACGGGGACGAGACCAUCGGCGAGAAACCGGUUAAGAGAGCAAAGGUGGUCGUCGAAGUUCCCAAAGUGGCAGUGACGAAUACGAGUCCUCCAGCCAUACCGAGCACUCCGUCGAAAAAGCAGACGAAUAGCGACAGGAGGUAUAAGGUACCUCUUGACUAUCCAGGUCGAGCGAUAUUAUCGCCCUUGGCGCAAGCCAGACGACCGACCGUAUCACCGUUGUCCAGUCCAGUUCGAAUGGAUGAUGAACAGGGUGCUCCCGAACCAAGGAGGCGGAGUACACCGAGGAGACCUACUGUUUCACCUUUCACGCCAGGAGUCUUGUCUGGUAGCAAGCUCAAGCUUGAAACGACGAAUAUCGAUGAAGCGGAGGCUGAGCCUGGUUUUGCGGCUACGAAAAAAUCGGCGUUGCAAGGUCACGAAGCGGACCAUUCAGUUAGAGGAGACGAUAACACAUGCGGUGGUAACGGUGGCAACCAGGAUGAGCCAGCGGAGUCGGGGUUUGUGACCAAAAUCCUGCGACAUGUACGAGGCAGACAAUGGCUUGCAAAUCGGUGGGCUCAUUCAGCUCUUGAACCAGCAGAUGAGCAGCACAUCUUUGAGGUCGAGACACCAUCGAGAGGCCCACGCGGCAGGAAGAUUAAUGUCUUACCAGAGUGA